GGAAUGACCAUGGAUAAAAGUGAGCUUGUACAGAAAGCCAAGCUGGCCGAGCAGGCCGAGCGCUAUGAUGACAUGGCCGCGGCCAUGAAGGCGGUCACGGAGCAGGGGCACGAACUCUCCAACGAAGAGAGAAACCUGCUCUCAGUGGCCUACAAGAACGUGGUGGGUGCCCGCCGUUCUUCCUGGCGCGUCAUCUCCAGCAUUGAGCAGAAGACGGAGAGGAACGAGAAGAAGCAGCAGAUGGGCAAGGAGUACCGCGAGAAGAUCGAGGCUGAGCUGCAGGACAUCUGCAACGAUGUGCUGGAGCUGUUGGACAAAUACCUUAUUCCCAAUGCUACACAACCAGAAAGUAAGGUGUUCUACUUGAAAAUGAAAGGCGAUUACUUUAGAUACCUUUCUGAGGUGGCAUCUGGAGACAAUAAGCAAACCACUGUGUCAAACUCCCAGCAGGCUUACCAGGAAGCUUUUGAAAUUAGUAAGAAGGAAAUGCAGCCUACACAUCCAAUUCGACUUGGGUUGGCGCUGAAUUUCUCAGUCUUUUACUAUGAGAUCCUAAACUCCCCGGAAAAGGCUUGCAGCCUGGCGAAAACGGCAUUUGAUGAAGCAAUUGCUGAGCUGGAUACACUGAAUGAAGAAUCUUACAAAGACAGCACUCUGAUCAUGCAGUUGCUUAGGGACAAUCUCACUCUGUGGACGUCGGAAAACCAGGGAGAUGAAGGAGAUGCUGGGGAGGGAGAGAACUAAUGCCUGCCGUGCUUCGUGAUCUGUUCACUGUCACUCUGUACCCUCCACAUAUAUCCCUUUGUGCGAUAUAAAAACAAAAAAAUCGUACAUCGACUUUCGAUUUUUCACAGCCUCAGCCUAGCAAAAAUGGUUCAUGGGAUGAACAGCUGGUAUUCGUAUCUAAAUCUCAGAUUGGUCACAUAAAUGCCACGGCAUUCUGAAGUUUUGAUUUUGAUUAACAUUGACAGGAUUACUGUGUGUUUAAUUUUCAAAAACUGAACACUGUGAUUAUGGGGUUUUGUAACUUAGCAGAACUCUUACUGGUAGAAAAAAAAACAGACCUGAAUGAUGUGUAACUUUUUGGAAAGUGUAAUCUGAUCUCAAGAGUCACUGAAGUACAGUUCCAUUGUAAAGUUGUACAGAAAGUUAUAGAGAUUAUAUUGUGACGCUGGGACUUGGCGUGAGACACCUGUCAUCCAUGGCAUUCAGGUUUCCUGGUGAUUCACAGUGAUUCUGCCUGUGGCUCAGGCCUUAGACACACUUGGGCUGUUGCUGCUCAAAUGUUCCUAACUGCAGAUGUCUGCAGUCUCUUACGGAGACUCGAAGGCCAAAAUCGAAAUUCCUUGUGGCAGAUACUGAGCUCUUGACAUCCUGAAGAGGUCCAGUGCUCUAACCGCCUAAGUCCCCUUUUCCUCCAGCAAUAUGUCACCGAUUUGCUUCAGUGGUGGAAUCUGUUUUCCUUGUAACCACAAGCUUAAGAAAGUCGUGUCUCUCAUGACUGGCCUUAUCUGUCUCCUGGAAAACACCUACAAGACCAGUGUUGUGCAGAGCCUGCCUUCCACCCAAGGAGGAGGAGGACGCCAUCUCGGCUUCCUCCAGCUCGGGGCUUGAAAUUUUUGAGAUCAAAACAUUGGCUCCUGCUGCCCUUUCUUUCACGGUUAGCAGCUUUGAUUUCCUCUUCCCUAAUCUUUACCUUUCUGUUCUCCUGCUUUUGGACUUUUGGGAUUUUUUUGUUUGUUUGUUGGAAUCCUACUUUUAUUUGCUCGUUGUUUGAUACUGCCCGGGCAGGGAGGGGGACCUGGAGGGGUGAGAGACACCUGAGCACUUUUGGUGAGCAGGUCCUUCCGGAGACAUGGGAGGAACUUCCGGCUCCCGUCUGCCCGCCCCCCACCCCCCGUCCCCGCAUUCCAUCUUCCUCCGGUUCUCAGCACAGUGGUUGCUCCACAGUCAGACCGAGAUUUGAAUCAUCGAAGUAUUUGAAGUAGCCGUGAUUUCUCCCUACAUUGCAGCCAGCCCCGAUUACGCUUGUUAGUACCUGUCACCAGAUCUCCCAAGUCUCCUCACCCAGCCAGGUUCACAGACAAGUUUCAACAAGACUCUUAGCACAGGGAAGUCGCGUGAACACUGCAACGGGGAGAAUCCAGACGAGCCAGGCCUACCAGUCUCACAGUGCUCCCUACCCCCCUCAACAUUCCACCUAGCUGUAGUGUCCAUCUGUUUGUCCAUCUGCUGAAAUGAGAAAAAAAAAAAUUCAUGCACUGAUUUUAAACCAAAAAAAAAAAACCACAAAAAAAAAAAAUCCCUUCCCUUUCUAGCUGAACAAAAACGUGCAGUUAAUACUUGGCGCUUGAAAAUGCAGUAGUGAGUGUGGAACGAGCCUGUCUGUAUAUCUGGUCGCUCUUUCUUGCUUUGUUUUUUUCCUUACCAGUGUUCUGCCUCACGUUUGCUUCUGUGGUGGUCAUAUUGCCUAGCAAGCACACCCGUGGUUGUGAAAAUAGUAUAGAAAAAAAGAAAAAUCCCCGGUUAUUGAUGUACUAGAUUUGUGUGUGUCUUUUAAACAGUUCUAGUUUCCACCUUACACGGAAUAAUCAGGAAAAGUGUAAAAACUCAAAAGUAAAAUAAAAAAUUUUAUCAGUUA
Molecule: messenger RNA, 2641 nt
Organism: Sorex fumeus (smoky shrew)
Lineage: Eukaryota; Metazoa; Chordata; Mammalia; Eulipotyphla; Soricidae
Gene: YWHAB
Product: tyrosine 3-monooxygenase/tryptophan 5-monooxygenase activation protein beta
Exons: 5
Coding region: 4-744 (246 amino acids)
Biological process (GO): signal transduction
Cellular component (GO): cytoplasm
Source: RefSeq, a predicted model, not a curated record